Messenger RNA from Apiotrichum porosum, 1821 nucleotides. RefSeq names its product RNA helicase required for poly(A+) mRNA export (gene DBP5). Lineage: Eukaryota; Fungi; Basidiomycota; Tremellomycetes; Trichosporonales; Trichosporonaceae. Bases 1 to 1821 code for a protein of 606 amino acids. The transcript has 7 exons. Gene Ontology annotation, cellular component: cytoplasmic stress granule; nucleus. Gene Ontology annotation, biological process: poly(A)+ mRNA export from nucleus. The record is from RefSeq and is a predicted model, not a curated record. Gene Ontology annotation, molecular function: RNA binding; RNA helicase activity; ATP binding.
AUGGGCAAGGACUGGGCAGACGAAGUGGACGAUGACGAGGUGGAUGCUGCACAGGACCUGCGGUCGCGACUUGGUGGACUCGCACCCGAGAGCCCAGAGCCCUCAUCCCAAGCAUCCGAGUCCCCCGCCGUCGCUUCCUUAGCUUCGCGGAUCGGCGGCCUCUCUACUGGCCCGUCCUCUUCUCCCUCCCAACCACCUCCUUCCUCCUCCUCCCCGCAGCGUGAGCGUGAGCGCCCGCGUCUCAACCCGCAAGCACCCAUCUUCGGCAGAGCCCUCGCAGGUGUAAAGGCCGACCGUACAGAAAAGCCAAAGGAGGCGACACCCACUGCCCCUCCUCCAGCACCAGCACCGCCCCCGGCUCAGAAGACUGAGACCACGCCCGGCACUCCCAAGACUACAGAACCCACAAAGCCCGCAGCCAUGGCUUCCGCAGAUGAUGGAUGGGGAAACACGGUCGCUGCCGCUCCGGACGCUGUUGAUGCCGUUGUCAACGGCGACGGUGACCAGGCCCAGUCAGUCGACAUGUCCAGCACGUCUGGCCUGAUAUCCAACGAGUUCCAGGUCGAAGUCAAGCUUGCCGACCUCCAGGCCGACCCCAACUCGCCUCUCUACUCGGUCACCAAGUUUGAGGAGCUUCCCAUUCACGAGCACCUCCUCAAGGGCAUCUAUGCCGCGGGUUUCACCAAGCCAUCCAAGAUCCAGGAGAAGGCGCUCCCCUUGCUCAUUGCCAACCCGGCGCAGAACCUCAUCGGCCAGAGCCAGUCGGGAACGGGCAAGACUGCUGCGUUUGCCCUCAACAUGCUGUCCCGCGUCGACGCGGCGCUCAUGACGCCCCAGGCCAUCUGUCUUGCGCCCUCGCGUGAGCUCGCCCGCCAGAUCCAGGAGGUCGUCGACAAGCUCGGCCAGUUCACCCAGAUCAAGACCUGCCUCGCCGUCCCCAACUCGUGGAAGCGCGGUGUGCGCAUCGAGCAGCAGAUCGUCAUCGGUACCCCCGGUACGCUCCAGGAGAUGCUCCGCGGUGGCACCCGUCACUUUGACCCCAAGAUGAUCAAGGUGUUUGUCCUCGACGAGGCCGACCAGAUGAUCCAGCUCCAGGGCCUGGGCGACCAGACCUUCCGCAUCAAAAAGGCCCUCCCGGAGAACGUCCAGAACGUCCUCUUCUCGGCCACCUUCCCCGAGGAGGUCCAGGAGUUUGCCAAGCUCUUUGCCCCCGAGGCCAACCAGCUGUUCCUCAAGCAAGAGGACGUCACCGUGGACGCCAUCAAGCAGCUCUACCUCGAGUGCGACUCGGAGCAGGGCAAGUUUGAGGCUCUCUCCAUGCUCUACGACUGCAUGUCCAUUGGCCAGUCGAUUGUGUUCUGUCGCAAGAAGAUGACCGCCGACAUGAUCUCGGACCGUCUCGGGCAGGAGGGCCAUUCGGUUGCCUCGCUCCACGGCGACAAGCUCUCCGACGAGCGUGACGCCAUCCUCGACGGCUUCCGCGACGGCAAGACCAAGGUCCUCAUCACCACCAACGUCAUUGCCCGUGGUAUCGAUAUCCAGCAGGUCAACAUGGUCGUCAACUUUGACGUCCCCGACAUGGGUCCCGAGGGCGGCUUUGCCCCCGACGUCGAGACCUACAUCCACCGCAUUGGUCGUACCGGUCGUUUCGGUCGCAAGGGCUGCUCGGUCACGUUCGUCUCGGACGACCGUUCCAUGCGCGACGUCCAGUCCAUCAUGGACACGCUCGGCAAGCCGAUGAAGAAGAUUGACGCCAGGAGCCAGAAGGACCUCGACCAGCUCGAGAAGGCGCUCCGGGCCGCGAUGAAGGGCCCCAACUAG